Messenger RNA from Lucilia cuprina (Australian sheep blowfly), 561 nucleotides. RefSeq lists its product as uncharacterized. NCBI's taxonomy places the organism in Eukaryota, Metazoa, Arthropoda, Insecta, Diptera, Calliphoridae. The transcript has a single exon. The record is from RefSeq and is a predicted model, not a curated record. Bases 127 to 561 code for a protein of 144 amino acids.
UAAAGUUUUAAAGAAAUUUUAAUAAUAAAGUAAACAAAUUUAAACGAAAAAGAAAAUAAGAAAGAAAUGUUUUGAUUUUGUUACAAAAUUGAAAGUGAAAUUUUUUAACAAAAAUCUAUUAAGAAAAUGUCUGCUGCCACCAAUGCUAUGGAGGCCUCCAGAAAUGAGGAAGAAAAACUAAAUUAUUUUCAAAAAGUAUGGCGUUUUCGCCGUUACUUGACCAUAGAACCGUUUUUCUUCUUCUAUUUAAUGGCUAGUGUUUUCAAUGCCAUUGCCAUGUUAAAUUUUCCUUUGGAUAAGGCGUGUCGCGUUAACUUGGGUUAUAGUAAAGAAGUGUGUGCUACGACUUUGGAUAAAUCACAAUAUGACAUCGAUUGUGAUGCAUUUAAUUUUGAAAAUGCCACCGAAUUUGAGGCCACAAUGGCGGAAAUGUUUUUCAAUGACACCUCACCGGGCUUUAACUAUACAGUGUGUAAAGCAGAAGUGGGUGCUCAGAAAUUGGCUGCCAAUGUUUCGGGCAAAAGAGCACCUAUAGGUAAGAAUCUAUUUGAAGGAGUCUGA